Didymodactylos carnosus is the source of this 2005-nucleotide messenger RNA. Lineage: Eukaryota; Metazoa; Rotifera; Eurotatoria; Philodinida; Philodinidae. The record is from the annotation of a GenBank genome assembly.
AAUUCAACUUCUUACCGAUUUCACCAAUUGUUGGCAUAUGAUAUUUUUCGAAAUAUCUCAUGAAUGAUGACGACCAUUGUUCUUUUGCUAUUUCAUAAGCUAAAAACAAAAGAAUUUUAUCCGUAAAUAUUCAUAUAUAUUUUCAAUGCGCUAAUACUCGAUGAAAAAGGGAGCAGAACAAGAUGACACAUCCGGAGAGUAGGCAUGCACCGAUUCGAUAAUACCGACACUUUACAGUUUUAGUAUAAUACCAAAAAUAUUUUAGGCACUGUAGUUGACUGUGGGUGUGCACCAGUUACAGCUAUUUUUCCACUUUUUUCCACUUUUUUCCACUUAACUGUAGCUGUUAUGACCAAAAAAGACUGGUUAGCAUACUAAUAAAUGGGUAAAGACUUAAUUAGCGUUUAUCUCAACAGGAAAGCAUUUUUUAGUCGUCUUGAGAACAAAAAGCGCAAAGAGUUCAAUUCCGUGUCUCUGCGUCGAUCAAUAUCUCUGUAGAAACCGAGAAAAUUAAGCUAAAAACAUUGCAUUUUAACCUCCGUUGUGUAACCAGUCAAGAAAUAAUUCCUUCAGAUGGGUCGACACAUCCGAAUAGAACAACUUGACUCAUCCUGCAAAAAAUAUUUUCUUGAUCAUUAUAUCAUCCAGAAAAAGUUUUACAGGAUCAGUCAAUUUAGCCUUCGAAAAUGAGUCAAGGAAAUUUUCUAACUCAAGGAAAAGAUUCUCAUCGUUAUCGAACAAGGUUUGAUUUGACCUUGAGAAUGGGCUUUGGGUGCCAAAAGUGUGCGUUUUGGAUAUCUUGCCUACAGUUUCUCUGCUGGGAAGCAUUUUAGCGGAAAUGUGAGUGUAGAAAUAGCUAAAUUUCUUAAGGUCAGUCUUUAAAAUUGAAAAUACUCAGACGCUGCACUGCGAAGAAAAGGCGCUCAAAUUUUGACGCUACUAUCUCUUUUCUUCUAAGCCAGAAGAUACUGUUCAGACAAUCUUCAACUCAUAGAACAUCGACACCUUCACAUAUGAAAUCGAAUUGAAGUGUCAAAAAUCGAAAAAAUAAAGAUUUUCAGGCCGAUUUUUCAGAGUCCCCGAAGGCAAAAUCAUUCAGAACUUAAAGUUUCGCUCGGAGGAAACAUUUUUAAAGGACAACUGUGAGAACAAAAAUUAUCCAGUCUCAAAUUCUAGACCGGCUCACGAAUGAAAAUUUUAAAAUUGUUUAUUGUUCCAACAUGUGCGGCACAAUGCGAAUUAUAAAAGAAUCUGGAUUUUAAUUCUUUUUAUAAGUUAUAAAAACAGUAAUUUUGAUUUUUUUUUUGAUAUUUUUGAUGAUUAGAUCCUCGGAUGAAAAACCUAUCGCGAUGAGCCGAUUCAUCCUUUAGUACAAACCAACUGGUCUUGUUUCCCAGUUUUCGCUCGCGGUUCUAAUCGCCCAAAAUAUUUCUGCUUGAAACGAUUUGGCUCAUCCUCAAGGAAUUUUUUCGAUGCGCUAAAUCCGACGAAAAGAAGAAGCAGGACGAGUUUAUUGUUGGAAACUGUAGGCUGCUGACGGUACAAAACGAAAGAUCAUAUUUUGCUGGGAUCUCGCGCAAAUUUAGGUGUCCAAAAUGGUGAUGCGGAUAAAAAUAAAUAUGCAAAAUUAAAAGGCGACAAUCGUGAAUUUUAUCGGUUUCUUGAACAUGGUGAAUUAAAAUUAAAACUGGUCGUUAAUGAACCACCUAAAUCAGCUAAACGUGAUUCAUCGGCAAAUGAACAAGAUGAAAAACAUCCAAAAAAUAAUCAGAAAAAACCUGGCACAUAUAUUCGUUUGAAGCAGCAGCAAGUAGGUAUGUUACAAACCCAAACCCAAACCCAAGCGACUUGGGAGUAUUGGGUUUGGGUUUGGGUACCCAAGUCUAAGACUUGGGUUUGGGUCAGUUGCCAAAGUACAUUAAUAUUCUUCUUCAAUAAAACUUAGCAGUAGUACCUUACGCUCUUCUGCCAUACUAUUCAUUUAUCUUUUUCUCUUCAUCGUCGG